AUGCGCCGUGCCCGUGCUCCAGCCCGCCUGCUGCUGGUGCCGGUGCUGUGGGCCCAGCUGCUGUGCGGCUCGGUGUGGGGUUCCGAGCUCACCUUCGAGCUCCCCGACAACGCCAAGCAGUGUUUCUACGAGGACAUAAUCGUUGGCACCAAGUGCACCCUCGAGUUUCAGGUGGUCACUGGAGGACACUAUGAUGUUGACUGUCGACUGGAGGAUCCAGAUGGAACGGUCCUCUACAAAGAGAUGAAGAAGCAAUACGACAGCUUUACGUUCACUGCCGCAAAGAACGGGACCUACAAAUUCUGCUUCAGCAAUGAGUUCUCCACCUUCACGCACAAGACCGUCUACUUUGACUUCCAAGUUGGAGAUGACCCCCCUCUUUUUCCUAAUGAGAACAGAGUCACAGCUUUAACUCAGAUGGAGUCUGCCUGUGUCUCCAUUCAUGAGGCCCUAAAGUCUGUCAUCGACUACCAGACACACUUCCGCCUGCGCGAGGCACAGGGCCGCAGUCGUGCCGAGGACCUCAACACUCGCGUGGCCUUCUGGUCCAUUGGGGAGGCAUUCAUCCUCCUGGUGGUGAGCAUCAGCCAGGUGGUCCUUCUCCGGAGCUUCUUCUCGGAUAAGAAGACGACCACAACCAGAGUCGGCUCUUAAUGCCCCCACACCCCUCCCUUUGCAUUGGCGCUCAGUCUUGUACGUGAAAGUCCCUGUUGGCAGGCUGCAGUCAAAACAACUUAUGGUAUAAUUUCAGUUUUAUACAAAAAAUUCCACUUGCAGAAUUUUUUUUAGUCGCACUGUAGAUUUUAUUUUGAAACCCAACGGAUUGUUCUGAAGUUAUGAGAUCUUUUUGCUGUAAUAGUAACAAUUUAAUUUAUUGUGUUGGGUGUAUUUUUAACACACCUUCGUUUAUCAGAAUGUAAAUCAAUACUGGUUUGGUUGAGCAUGUCUCCAGUGCAGGAAACUUGUUUGGCCUUUCCAAGGUGUAGAAAUUCCUUCCUCCCUGUGUGACUGGAAUGCCAAGCACCAGGUCAGCCACCCUGAUGAGGGGAUGGACCAGUCUCCCCUGCAGGAGAUUGAGAGCAUUUUACCUGUCUAUAGUGACUGCGUCCCUCCCAGUACUUGUGUUCAGUCUGAGAUGCCCGUAAAGAAUGCAGACUCGUUCUUUCAGUGUACCUGGUAUCACAAACGGGACUCUGCCGUUUCCCUCUGUUGUGGAUGGUACAUACCUUUGUGACAUCACAGCUUGCACAAGGUGUGGGGGUUUCUUUUCUAUGUACCAAGUCUGCCGGUUCUUCUUCACCCGUGGAAGCUGUGGGGUACCCUUUGAAUGCUAAUUUCAAAAGUACAUCUGAACCUGGUACCCCUUUAUUUUAUUUGGAGUUUUAACAAAAAAAGAAAGGUCUUUUUUUGGGUGUGCAUGUGUGUGGGUGAGUGCACUGUAUGUUUGUAUGUGUGGACAUGUAAAUGUCAGUCUGUUCAUAGUACAGUCACCCAGACUCAUUGGCACUCCGCACUGGGAAUUGUUUACUGAUUUAUGUUGUUAAAUAAAACAUCUUGUGUCUGAAACCCCA
This is a messenger RNA of Scleropages formosus (Asian bonytongue), 1571 nucleotides long. RefSeq names its product transmembrane p24 trafficking protein 7 (gene tmed7). Bases 1 to 654 code for a protein of 217 amino acids. The record is from RefSeq and is a predicted model, not a curated record. NCBI's taxonomy places the organism in Eukaryota, Metazoa, Chordata, Actinopteri, Osteoglossiformes, Osteoglossidae. The transcript is spliced from 3 exons.